AUGGCUCUCUUACGAAUUUAUGCAGCGCGGGCUGCGCCGGUGUGUCGGCAAUACACUCGGGAUUAUUCCACAUUCCAGUCUGCCUGCAGACGAAGGCAGCUAUCAACACCUCUGUCACUUGCGAGCUAUCGUCCGCAAACUACUCAGCUCAUCAAGCCAAUACGAAGAAGCUCGACAAACUUGCAUUCAGGAAUUGCGGCAGCGACAGCGCUACAAGAUGGACCCUCGAAACCACUUCCCGAUUACAAGCCACCGACCACCGGCUUUCUGUCAUAUCUGCCCCAGAAAGCUGUUCCAUACGGCGAGCUGAUGAGGUUGGACAAACCGGCCGGUACAUACUACCUCUUCUUUCCUUGUAUGUUCAGCACACUUCUCGCUGCAACGAUGGCCACCCCUCUCGCUGCACCGUCCGCAGUUAUCGGCACAACAGCCCUCUUCUUCACGGGAGCUCUCGUAAUGAGAGGUGCCGGAUGCACGAUCAACGACCUUUGGGACCGGAACCUCGAUCCAUACGUCGAACGAACGCGAUUACGUCCCAUAGCCAGACGAGCAAUCACACCCCAGCAGGCUAUUGUCUUCCUUGGAGGACAGCUUACGACCGGUUUAGCCGUCCUUCUAUCACUCCCAUUCGAAUGCUUCUGGUACGCGACACCGUCACUUGUUCUCGUUACGCUCUAUCCUUUGGCAAAACGAGUGACAUAUUAUCCUCAAUUCGUCCUCGGUCUUACUUUCUCAUGGGGUGCGAUGAUGGGCUUCCCGGCGCUGGGUGUCGAUCUGUUGGCAAAUCAAGCAGCGCUCACUGCGGCAGCUGGUCUUUAUGCUAGUAACGUUGCGUGGACUGUUCUGUACGACAUGAUCUACGCACACAUGGAUAUCAAAGAUGAUGUCAAAGCGGGUAUCAAGAGUAUUGCGCUCAAGCAUGAGAAAGAGACCAAGAUGGUGUUGUCGGGUCUGGCUGUCGUUCAGCUCGGUCUGUUAUCCGCUACCGGGGUCGCAGCAGGCUUAGGACCGGUCUACUUCGUCGGGUCUGUCGGGGGAGCAGCAGUCACUCUGGGCACCAUGAUUCGACGUGUAAAGCUGAAGGAAGUCAAGAACUGUUGGUGGUGGUUCGUGAAUGGUGCAUGGUUUACUGGCGGAGCGAUCAGUUUGGGUCUCGCUGGAGAGUAUGUCGCGCACCUCUUUGGUUGGUAUGGGGAUGUUGAAGAGGAGAAGAAGUCUAUUGCCAUCUGA
Molecule: messenger RNA, 1230 nt
Organism: Alternaria hordeiaustralica
Lineage: Eukaryota; Fungi; Ascomycota; Dothideomycetes; Pleosporales; Pleosporaceae
Exons: 1
Coding region: 1-1230 (409 amino acids)
Biological process (GO): ubiquinone biosynthetic process
Cellular component (GO): mitochondrial inner membrane
Molecular function (GO): 4-hydroxybenzoate polyprenyltransferase activity
Source: RefSeq, a predicted model, not a curated record